Acipenser ruthenus (sterlet) is the source of this 855-nucleotide messenger RNA. RefSeq names its product ragulator complex protein LAMTOR4-like. Lineage: Eukaryota; Metazoa; Chordata; Actinopteri; Acipenseriformes; Acipenseridae. Gene Ontology annotation, cellular component: lysosome; Ragulator complex. The transcript is spliced from 4 exons. The record is from RefSeq and is a predicted model, not a curated record. Gene Ontology annotation, molecular function: guanyl-nucleotide exchange factor activity. Gene Ontology annotation, biological process: positive regulation of TOR signaling; cellular response to amino acid stimulus. Bases 255 to 554 code for a protein of 99 amino acids.
AUUUUACAGCUAGGAACCCCGCGUGUAUUUACCUGAAUCAGUAACCCGGACUAACAACGGUGUAACACCAAACUUUGAUUGACAGUAAAUCUAACCAACCAGUCUUGAGUCUAAGCUGGGGCGGGCAUCUAUUGAACCAAUUGACGGCGAGCAGCACGGGCCGCUUGUCAGGUGACUAGGAAGAUCACAUGACAAUUGCACCGCAGUGAAAAGUCCCAGAAGCUGUAAUUUAUUUUUCCAAACAAUUAACUAACAUGGCGUCCGCUCUCACGCAGGGUCUGGAGAGGAUCCCUGAUCAGCUGGGCUACCUGGUGAUCAGCGAGGACGGGGUGCUGGCGUCCGCAGGGGAGCUGGAGAACGACGAGCAGGCUGCGGGGCUCAUCAUGCAGAUGGUGCAGACAGCCUGCCGGUUCAGACUGCACGACGGGACCGAGCCACCCUUCAAACGCCUGUCAGUGGUGUUCGAGGAUCACGCCUACAUGGUGACUGUAUCCGGGCAGAAAGUGUUUGUGGUGAAGCGUCACAACAACCAGCGCGACCCGGUCAUCGCCUAGGAGACAACGACGACGACAGCCAAUCACAGCCUAGGGCUACGCCUGCUCGCUCACUCCCUGAUUGGGUUGUUUAUUUAAAAGGGGCGGGCUAUGUGACUUCAGAGACUUUAUUGCAAAAAGGGAGGAGGAGGAGGGAGGAGGGAGGAGGGAGGAGGGAGGAGGGGGGGUUGAAACGCCUGCUUGCUGUUUAAGCGUAUUGAUGUUUUGUGGGAUUAGUGGGGUUUGCAAAUUGCCCUUAAGCAGAAGCAUUGUAAAGUAUCUGCAUAUACAAUAAAUCUAUAAUAAGAAGAUGUAAUUGUAA